GCAGAGAUGCAGAUCUUUGUGAAGACCCUGACGGGCAAGACCAUCACACUUGAGGUCGAGCCCAGUGACACUAUUGAGAAUGCCAAAGCUAAAAUCCAAGACAAGGAGGGCAUCCCACCUGACCAGCAGCGUCUGAUUUUUGCGGGCAAACAGCUGGAGGAUGGCCGCACUCUCUCAGACUAUAAUAUCCAGAAAGAGUCCACUCUACACUUGGUGCUUCGUCUGCGAGGUGGUAUCAUUGAGCCUUCCCUCCGCCAGCUUGCCCAGAAGUACAACUGUGAUAAGAUGAUCUGCCGCAAGUGUUACGCUCGCCUGCAUCCCCGUGCUGUCAACUGCUGCAAGAAGUGUGGCCACACCAACAACCUACUCCCCAAGAAGGUCAAAUAA
This is a messenger RNA of Hipposideros armiger (great roundleaf bat), 387 nucleotides long. Its product is annotated as ubiquitin-like. Gene Ontology annotation, molecular function: protein binding; structural constituent of ribosome. The coding region runs from base 7 to 387 and encodes 126 amino acids. Gene Ontology annotation, biological process: translation. The record is from RefSeq and is a predicted model, not a curated record. Gene Ontology annotation, cellular component: ribosome. The transcript has a single exon. Lineage: Eukaryota; Metazoa; Chordata; Mammalia; Chiroptera; Hipposideridae.